AUGUCGAUUCCAGAGAUAGUUAACAAUGAUUUAGUUUCUUGGUCUAAAUCUGGUUUAAUUGGUUAUGUAGAUACGGAAUCUACUGAUGCCAACUUAUGCAUAACGCUAUUGGAAACGGUUAACGGAACAAAUUGGCGGUUGCGGCCCUCAAAAAGAUACGCCAUCCACCCUCACAUCGCCGAAUCAGGCAGUGCUGGAAGCUCCUCAAGCUUGUCCAAUGGGAACAUCGGAAGCGGUACUUCAAAGACGUUCAACAAUAUAAGCUCCAUUUACUGGAACAACAGCGCGGGUAACAAUGGAGAGCUGCUUGCAAUUUGCGACGAGGCUGGAAAUCUGUCCGUGGUGGCAGCAGGACAGACUGCUGCUGGUGCGGGUACUCUUGAUAAUUUGGCUGUACUAUUCCAAGAUAAUGGCUACAAGAUCCACAAUCAAUUGGCGCCCUUGCUGCCCGUUAAUGAUGGGUCAAAAAUCAGCCGAAAACUGUCCAAAAAGGAAACACAUACGGCAAUAAUAAAGUUCAUGUGGCUAGGGUCAUCGUCACCAUCGUUCUCACUUCUUAACGCACGCCGAGACAUGUCAAAGUCAAUUAUAAAAAGUCAAGUCCAGCAAUUCAAACCCCUUGGCAUUUUUUACCCAACUUCUGUCAAGUCUGCGUGCUUAGGGCUGCGGAGAGGUGGCCAAUUAGACUUCUGGUAUCAAUUUUCCAAUUCCAAAGACUACAAAAAGAUCUCACUACAACUUAACAAUACGCAGGAACACAGAACAAAGCAGUUUGAUUGGAUUCAGACUGCACAAUUUGCUCAUACAGAUGAGGAUCAAGCACUAAUUGUGGGGGCAUACUCAAAAAUUUCCAAAAAAGUGUCAUUUUUCAAACUUUCGGUCAACUGGAACAUUACUACGCAGAAUAUUACCGCCGACCCCGAGCUUCGAUUAGAGCAGAUAUUGGAGAUAAGCCCAAAAGACAUGACAACGAAGGGGGAAGUUUUGGAGCUUCAGAGCUUUGAAAUGUUAUCCGCCUUUGAAAGGUCCCCCGAUGUUGAAGUUGUUUUAUGCUACGACGUUAUUGGAAUGUCUCGUUCUAUCCUUAAACGCUACAGGAUUAUCAAGUCUGCACCAUCAUUAGAAUUAUGCUCUAUCUUGGGCUCGCCGAAUCUAAAUUCGCAAUCUCUACCAUUGUGCGAAUAUGUAUUUACUGAAGUGGAUACACUGAGAAUGGAUGCUAACGUUUAUUCUCUUGAACUUCAUGGACACGAAACUACAAUUUUGACCAGAUUGACAAAUGGCCAUACAAAGAUUUAUGAUCGAAGAACGUGGAAGGUGGAGAACUCCUUAGCAAUUGAAAAUAGUAGUGAAAUUUUAACAUCCCCAUUUUGCACUGGGGUUGUCUUUCCAAAGACUCUACCUUCUAGCGCACUUCGUUGGUCCUGUGUCUCUCCGUCACUUGGUGGUAUUCUUUCGAAAGUUAGAAACAAGGAGAAUAUUCGAUUUGAUCCCAUCGAAGCACCUAUCAAAGAACUGGCCGAGGCAGACGUACCAAUUGCAUUAGCCUUUGCAUACGCAUUUGUUUGUUCAAAUCAUUUACAGACUUCCAGUGAAGACCUUACUAUUGCAAUCAAAACGCACCUACUGAAAAUCUCUGAGAUAAGUGAAGCUCGGAGCGAGAAGUUUCUAAAGAUCCUGAUCAGUGCUAUCUAUCAGCUGUUCGGGGUCACGCCAGAAGCUUCAAAAGAACUGAAGGAUAAAUUAGUUAUGAGCCGUUCCAUUCAGAGAGCUAUGCUCUUGCAGACAGAACUCAGCUGCAGUUUCACCAACAAUAACAUAUACAACAUGGCACGAACGGCGCUUUCUUUGAGAAACAUUCUUUUUGCCUUUAACGGUGUUUCCAGAAACAUACAAGUCUUGAUUCACCACAGCGCAACUAUGAAUUUCCAACAACCAAACGGAAAGCUGUUUCAAUUUGCAUUUUCCAAGCAAGACUUGAUAUAUUCAUUGAUCCCAUGCGCUAAAUGGUUUGUACGACUACUAACGUUUCUCACCCAGCAGAUGAUUGUCCUGGUGAACUCGCCCAAUGAUAAAGAGAAUACUCUGGUGCUUGGUAUUUGCAGUUCUAAGAUUACUAGACAACUUCUGUUAUCGAUAUUGACCGAGAUAAAAAAAGUAAUUCAUCUCGUUACCAAAUUUCCAGAGACUUCUUUCCCGAUACUCAAUGAAUCAUCGAUCUAUCUACGCAAGGUGCUAGGCGAUUCUCCAGUCAAUUUUGAGAAGUUCGAAACGUUUUUGGCCGACGUAAAUAACAAAUUUUCAUCUUUGGGAGAAUCGCCUUCUCUUGGGAAUAACGCAAAGGACUCAUAUUUGAUGUUAGAAGGCGAUGUGUCACCAGAAGUGUCUCAACUUAAGGAAUUUCUGCUGUCCUAUUCUAAUACAGCUGUUUUAUCACACAUAAAGCCGGCCGAUGUCUACUUUUCAGACACUCGCGGGCUGCGCAUUUUCUCGUCAGAUAUUUUCCCAGAGUCUCUAUGCAAGCUUCUUCAACCGUUGAAGAAUGGCCUCGUUCUAGGCCCCGACGUUCUUUCUGAAGACACUACCUCUCUUUCUCUCUGCGUCAUUGAGAGUGACGAUAUUUCAAAAGAACCAAUUAUUUCCGGAAAACACAAACUAAAAAGAUGCUGUAGAUGUGGCGCUGUCACGCGCGCUGGCUACCCAGUAACGAAAGAUAGUACUAUUGUUCCUACGAGUGUCACUACGAAGCGCUGGACUAGUUUGUACCUGAAAAUUUGUUUUUGCUCCGGGCUACUAUACGAGUUCGAUCCAUGA
This is a messenger RNA of Lachancea dasiensis, 2814 nucleotides long. The record is from the annotation of a GenBank genome assembly. NCBI's taxonomy places the organism in Eukaryota, Fungi, Ascomycota, Saccharomycetes, Saccharomycetales, Saccharomycetaceae.